AAAUUUAACGGGUAUUGUUUCAGUGAAGAAAGCGUCUAUAAAGGAAAAGAGUGCGGUGGAGCUAACGGAAGAAGAGGCAGCUGUAGUUGUUCAGAAAGUGUACAGGGGACAUUUAGUGAGGGCGGAGAUGAAGCCUCGUUUAACGAAGGAGAAGAUGAGUAUGCAAAUGAUAGAUAUGAUGAAGUUUUACAGCAGCAAAUGGAGAUCGAAGAGCAUGUUUCAAGUUCUUCUACGGUACCGUGCAGCCCGGUAUCAAGACCUCGUGCAAUUUUCGCAACAAGUGCAUCUGUUCAAUCAAGCGAUAGUAGUAUCUCUCGCGACGACGAAUAAUGGGAUAUCCAUAGAUAAAGUAAAUACUAAUGUUUCGCCAUCCGCGUACUUAGGCCAAACGAGACCACCCGAAGUGCACAAGUUACCUUUCAACUUUUAUUCCGAGUUACCAUUUACUUAUCCAAAUAAAGGAAUGAAAAACGUUGGAUACGCGUCGUCAUUGGCAUCUGACGAAGAGCACGAAGCUUGGGACGCGCCAUUACAAAGACAUACAGUGCCUUGGGCCACCAGGAACAGUCGUACCAAAGGUGCCUAUCACAUUUUGUUUCGUCCAAUCGAGGUGGAUCGAUAGAUAACGUCGAUAACUCGUCAUCUUUAUCCACUCGAGAACGGAAUUUUUUUUUUUCUCACAUCUUUUUCGUACAUUUCAAUUAUCAUUC
Molecule: messenger RNA, 710 nt
Organism: Apis florea (little honeybee)
Lineage: Eukaryota; Metazoa; Arthropoda; Insecta; Hymenoptera; Apidae
Gene: ninaC
Product: STKc_myosinIII_N_like and MYSc_Myo21 domain-containing protein ninaC
Biological process (GO): peptidyl-serine phosphorylation; regulation of actin filament length
Cellular component (GO): myosin complex
Molecular function (GO): ATP binding; protein serine/threonine kinase activity; microfilament motor activity
Source: RefSeq, a predicted model, not a curated record